This is a messenger RNA of Athene cunicularia (burrowing owl), 1921 nucleotides long. RefSeq names its product SEH1 like nucleoporin (gene SEH1L). Gene Ontology annotation, molecular function: protein binding; structural molecule activity. Gene Ontology annotation, biological process: positive regulation of TORC1 signaling; cellular response to amino acid starvation. Gene Ontology annotation, cellular component: Seh1-associated complex; nuclear pore outer ring. Lineage: Eukaryota; Metazoa; Chordata; Aves; Strigiformes; Strigidae. The record is from RefSeq and is a predicted model, not a curated record. The coding region runs from base 1 to 1158 and encodes 385 amino acids. The transcript has 9 exons.
AUGGCAAAAGUCUGGGACAAAAGUGAAAACGGGGAUUGGCAUUGCACUGCCAGCUGGAAGACUCACAGUGGAUCGGUGUGGCGUGUUACAUGGGCCCAUCCUGAAUUUGGACAGGUCCUGGCUUCCUGCUCUUUUGAUAGAACAGCAGCUGUGUGGGAAGAAAUAGUGGGAGAGUCAAAUGAUAAACUCCGAGGCCAGAGUCACUGGGUAAAGAGGACCACUCUAGUAGACAGUAGGACAUCGGUUACAGAUGUGAAGUUUGCUCCCAAGCAUAUGGGUCUUAUGUUAGCAACCUGUUCAGCAGAUGGAGUUGUAAGGAUUUAUGAAGCUCCAGACGUGAUGAAUCUUAGUCAGUGGUCACUGCAGCAUGAAAUCUCAUGUAAGCUAAGCUGCAGUUGUAUUUCUUGGAAUCCUUCAAGCUCUCGAGCACAUUCUCCAAUGAUAGCUGUAGGAAGUGAUGACAACAGUCCAAAUAUAUUGGCUAAGGUUCAAAUUUAUGAGUAUAACGAAAAUACCAGGAAAUAUGCAAAAGCAGAAGCUCUGAUGACAGUCACGGAUCCUGUACAUGAUAUUGCAUUUGCUCCAAAUCUGGGAAGAUCCUUCCACAUCUUAGCUGUUGCAACCAAAGAUGUACGAAUUUUUACACUAAAACCUCUAAGGAAAGAAUUGUCGACUUCUGGAGGAUUAACAAAAUUUGAAAUUCAUAUUGUGGCACAGUUUGAUAAUCACAACUCCCAGGUGUGGCGAGUGAGCUGGAAUAUUACAGGCACAGUGCUUGCCUCCUCUGGUGAUGAUGGCUGCGUUAGGCUCUGGAAGGCUAAUUACAUGGACAACUGGAAAUGCACUGGUAUACUGAAAGGUAAUGGGAGUCCAGUGAAUGGUAGUUCUCAGCAGGGAAUUUUUAAUGCCUCUCUAGGUUCAGCCAAUACAAGUCUACAGAAUUCACUAAAUGGAUCAUCUGCCAGCAGGUAUUUCUUUCCCCCUCUGGAUUCCCCACGGGCUGGAUCGAGAUGGUCCAGUCAUGCCCAGCUCCUUCCUCCUCCUCCUCUGAUAGAGCACUCUUGCGAUGCUGACACUGCCAACCUCCAGUAUCCUCACCCUCGCAGACGAUGUGUAUCUCGGCCUCUUAAUCUGUUACCUGAGAAUGAAGGGGUUUAACAUGUUACUUUUAAAGAAACUGAAAGGUCUUAUUCUGGUGUUUGUGAAUGCUUCCAUUUCUGGCUGCCUUUGUAUUUCUUCUCUUGUACAGAAGAUUUUUAAAAGUUUGGUAAAUUCGUGCAUGUUUUGCAAAAACAAACGACAACAUUUGGAACGUGUUAUUUAUGUUUGUGUAGCAAAGGAACAUUUUCAUCUGUACCCUUUGAACUAUGGCAACACAUAGAAACAGUAUGAACCAUGAGCUAUUUAUGGAGUAGCUGACUUUAAUGUGCCUGUCUUUUUUUGUUGUUGUUGUUAUUUUUGGAAUCAGUUUAGUAUGGUCUUGAUUUCUUUGUUUGUUUUUUAUAUUGCACUGAUGAAUGUGAAAUAUAUUCUCAAAAUUAAAUGCCUUCAAGAAGUUGAUGAGUAACUAAAGGAUGAUAUUGGAUCAACUCAUAGAAGAAACAGAACCAUUCCUGUGUAUACUGCAGCAAAAUAGCUUGGAGUGUUUGGUUACUUAAGAAUUUUCCAUUUUGCUGUAUAAAUAUUUAAAUUUUAUAAUUGUGGUUGACUAAUAAACUUGUUCUAAAAGGUUUGUAUUAGUAUGCUUUUUCUUGUAGUGAUUUAACAGGAGCUUUUUUGAUUCAGGUGUCUUCAUAGCUUUGGUUUUAAGUGCUUCUCUGGAUGUGCAGUUGUGUGUGUUUGUUUUUCUAUUAUCCAGGGUGUGCUCUGACUUUUUCUCACAGGUGUGUUGGAGGUCUGCAGAGACUACUGGAGUUGUUGG